Messenger RNA from Saccostrea echinata, 7374 nucleotides. Its product is annotated as transient receptor potential cation channel subfamily M member 1-like. The record is from RefSeq and is a predicted model, not a curated record. The transcript is spliced from 32 exons. Lineage: Eukaryota; Metazoa; Mollusca; Bivalvia; Ostreida; Ostreidae. Bases 41 to 4795 code for a protein of 1584 amino acids. Gene Ontology annotation, molecular function: monoatomic cation channel activity. Gene Ontology annotation, biological process: monoatomic cation transmembrane transport.
GUUUACACGGUCAUGAAAACAGUUUGGUUUUACUGACACAAUGGACAUGGAAGAAGAUAUAGAAGAAUAUCCUAAUAUUGAAGUGGACCCACAAUAUGUCACCGUAUCCAGCGUGGCGUCUUAUGUCAGUACAGACUCGGCAGAUGACCUUGACUGGUUACAAACCUCCAAACUUACAGGGGGAAUAAUCAAGUUUCUGUUUGAUGGAUCCACAGAGGAAAAGAGUCACACAGGGUACUAUGUAUGUGUGGGAGAGGAUGCUUCUGUGGACAAUGUGGCUAAAUACAUCACCAAAGUGUGGAAGAAGAGGAGCCCAGACAUCAUUCUUUCUGUUAUCUCCAGCUUCACUCAUUUCAGGAAGUGGAAAAAUCAACAGGAAGUGGAAGAUUUCCAGAAUGGUUUGAUACAGGCUAUGAACUCUACCAAUAUGUGGGUCUUGACAAAUGGUUUAGAUGGAGGAAUUGCUAAAAUUGUUGGAGAUGCUGUUCGUUUUGAGAGAGAGAGGCGGUUUAUUCUGAUGUCACGAGCUCGGGACCCUUACGUAAAGCUUCACAGGAAAGAGGAUGUAGAGGAACUGCCUAAACUGACAGUGAUGGGGAUCGUUCCCAAACUACAGCUCCAGUGUGUGGCUGGAAUGGAGGGAAUGCAUGAUUCCAUAAUUUCACUUAAAAAAACGGGAACCAAAGAAGCCAUGGAGUUGAAUGGAGAACACUCUCAUUUUAUCAUAAUGGACCAGAACACUGAUCUGAAGGAGCUGGAGAACUUUAGACUCAGAAUUGAGGAAAGACUACUGACUCCUAUAGGGAGGGGCAAGAGAUACAGAAAAGUCAAAAUGUAUGAUCCCUCCCUUGAUGCAGGAUCUAUCCCAGAAAAUUUAACCAUGAUCACUAGCACCUGUACCCCCAUGGUGGGCCUCCUUAUACAAGGUGGACCACUAGAUAUAGAUCAUGUAGUUGAUCUUCUGCGUAGAAAAGUUCCCGUUCUGGUUCUACAGGGUACUGGACUUGGAGCUGAUCUUAUAGCAUUUGUGUACUUUGAAAAAAUUCACCAUGAAGGAGAUGAAUACGAGUCUUUUGUAAAAACUGAGUUAAUCAAGAGAAUGAUGAACUGUUAUCCAAAGGAUUUUGUGGACAAUGAGUUGGCCCGGAAUCAGUGCAGGGACAAAAUAUUGGAGUGUGUCAAUCUGGCCCACCAGGAGAAUGGGAGGUUUUUGACUAUUUUGGAUAUAAAUGCUGAUCCCACAGGACUUAAGAACUUGGACAAGUACAUCUUACUCACUUUGUUUGAAUCUCAAGGGUCCAAGACAGGAAGCCAGUUUCAAGAACAGUUCCAAUCUGACCUCAAGCUGACCUUACACUGGAAUAGACCUGAUCUAGCAGAGUCACAGAUUUUUGAAAAGUAUGAUUGGACAACUGUCAAGAUUACACCAGAGCUGUUUGAUAAGGCUUUGUUGAAGAGAGGGAGAGAGAAGUUUGUGGAGAUAUUCCUGGAGCGGGAAACAAUUGUCCUGCAUGAAUAUGUUAAUUAUAAAAAGCUUCUGGACUUGUUCAACAAUCUGGACAGGCCUGAUUUUUUCUGUCAGGUCUGUUUAGAGGGAGUUCUGGCUAAAUCCCCAGGAAUGAGUUAUCCAGUGGACAAGGACUUUGUCAUAGGAAAGAAAUGUGACCUAAAUCAACUUCUGUAUAAAUUGACCAGCCUGGAGGGCCUGGUGUCCUCUUAUGACCUCUCCAUGAACUCUACUGGACAGUUUGUAUGUGACAAACUUACUGCAGAGAGAAAGGCCUUAAAUGCCCUGAUCUACUGGUCAGUUUUGACCUUUAACCCAUCACUGACCAGAGCGCUGUGGAAGCGGUCUGACCAGCCAAUGGUGAUGGCUCUUGUGAUCAGUAUGAUAUGGCACACUCUAGCUAUAAAAUGGUGUAGCAGAGAUCUGGACAUCAAACGACAACUCAAGGAUUCUGCUAUAGAGUUUGGAAAACAAGCUGUAAAAUUAUUGAACCUGAGCUACCAAGACUCCUGUCUAACAGCCAUUGCCUCAUUAGAUGAGAAACUGCCAGAGCUUAACAAUAAGACCACUAUAAAGCUUGCCCACAUUGCUCGGAAUAAAUUCUUCAUUGCUCACAAAAGUUGUCAAAAAUGGCUGCUUCAGCGUUGGCAGGGUAACUUGCUAAUCAGAGAGGUGGAUUAUGGAGUUUUCAGACUCCCAAACUGGUUCAAGAUAUAUAUGAGUGUCUUCUUUAUCUUCCCCAUGUUGUUUUGGAUUACCUAUGAGAUUAAGAAAGACCCAGAAGUAAAAACUCCAGAAGAGGAUGAAGAACUGGAUAUAGACCAAGUAGAUAACCAGGACAUGAUACCUCUGAAAAUCAAAUGGAAAAGGAGUACAAAGGGACAGAUGAAAUACCAAAUGAGGGAGAUGCUGAACUAUGGUCGACAGAACUUAAGGGUGCCUCUUUAUCUACAGUUUUACUAUCUAUGGAGUGCCCCAAUCACCAAGUUUUAUCUCAGUCAGCUGCUGUACAUUUUGUACCUGGCCUUAUUCAGUUAUGCAGUCAUUAUACCAUCUUGUGGGGAUUUCUACAUUGACCUUGUUGUGUAUUUUUGGACUGCCAUGAUUUGGGUUGAAAUCAUCAGAAAAACCAUCAUCAAAAGAAAGGAAUACAAAGAGAUGAAGAUAUUCUGGACAGUGAUAGAGAUAUGUCUGAUUGGUUCCUUUCUGAUCGUGAUCGGACUGGUCAGAAUCAUACCGAAGUUUAUCCCAUUCAUCAAGUACACCACGGCCAAAUUUGUCAUGAGCUUGGGCCUCCUAUACUUCUACUACAGGUUACUUAGUGUUUUCCUUCCCAUCAGCCCCGUGCUGGGCCCCAUGAUGAUCAGCUUCAGAGCUAUGAUGAAGAAAGACUUUUUGACAUGGUUGAGAAUGUUCCUGGUAUUUAUGAUUGCGGGUGGAAUUACCAUUCAGGCAACCCUGUACCCUAACUACCCCGCCUCAGAGGAGGGCUUUGUCAUGGCUCUCAGCAGGGCCUUCUUUGGAAUGUUCCUCACUAAAAUUGACGACCUAGACAGUAAUGAUAGGUGUGAAAACUUUUAUGCCAACCAGACAAGAGAAGUUUGCUACAAUGCUGCUGCUUCAUUCUGGAAAAGAAAUACAAGUCAGAUCAGGUUUCAGCGGGAGUUUGCCGAGUGUCCAUACCGUAGCUUUGGUGGUUACGCAAUGGUGAUUCAGUAUCUCGUCAUCACUAAGCUCAUUCUUCUUACUCUUCUGUACGCUUUGUUCAGUGCCACCAAUGCUAAAAUUAAGCAGGAAUCAGAGGAAAUCUGGAAGUAUCAGGUGUACAGCAUCAUUGUGGAUUUUGAAACUCGUCUGAGAUUGCCUGCUCCAUUUAAUUUCAUUAGCUACAUCAUCAUGUUGUUUGAGUUUAUCUUCAAGAAACUCCGGCAGUGCAUGAAGAAAUGCUGUCAAUCUUCAUGCUGUAGGAAAAAAGACCAAGUGGAUGGUGACAGCGUGUCUGUUAUAAAAGUCAAAGACUCAACAGAUUACAGCUACUGGAAAAUCUGUAUGAAGAAAUUGAAUGAAGAGGAGGAGCAAGAUGAAAGAGAGGCUGCAAGACUUACUGAGCAGAGUCAAAGAAUAGAGCAUCUGGUAACACAAUCCAAAUUACAGAGGGAAUUUAAUGACAAAAUGACAGAACAGAUGUCAAAUUUGGAGAGACAGUUGAUUGCUUGUAGCUUAGCCUUGGAGCAGAUAGCUCACAAAAUAGACACCAUUGAUCCCCAGGCCCGGCCAGAAUUAGAGACUGUCACCUCCCUACACAUUGCUAGUCGUCAGUCUCCAUACCCCAACACCAAGAUACAAAGGUUCCCGGUCUUUGACAAAUAUGUCAAUUGGGAGGAGCCUUAUCCUACGUAUGAUCCAGUCCUGUACACCAAACCUGUGGAUGAAUACAGAGAAUCUAUACAGAGCCUGGUGGAUCCAGAUUUUAUAGAGAUCAUGCAGCGUAUGGAGAGCAGCAGCCAGAGUCAGGAAGAGAGAGCUAGUUUACUGUCAGCUACUGGGUACCAGAAACCCCUGUGGAAUCUGUCAGCUACAUUUGUGAUCAAUGAGACGACUAACAUAGAAAUUAACAGAGUAUCCUGGAUCACUAAGGAUGGCUUGCCAUUACGUUACGAGCUCGACUCAUCCAACAUGCCAAUAAAUCCCAUGGGUCGUACUGGUAUGAGAGGAAGAGGGAAGUUGAGGAGAUGGGGGCCAAACCACUGUGUUAUGUUGGUCAUUUCCAGAUGGAAGAGAUUUCUGUCUACGGGCCAGAAUCAGCAGAACUUCAUUACUGUGGAUGGCAAGAAAGUCCUGGAGGUUGCUGUCUUUCAAAAGAAGGAAUCAGGGGAGCUCAGUCUGCCUAGUGGGAAGGAGUAUGGUGGCAUGUCUCUCUACUCAGCUGUUUGUAGGAAGUUUUUAGAGAACAUAUUCCAGGAGUCUGAUGCUAAGCUUGACCCUAACAUGACAGAACAACAAAUGAUUCAGUUCUUUGAACAAUUUGUGGAGCCCCAUCCAGGACCCUUCACUGGAUUUACCUCUGGGAUAAUAUACAAGGGCUACAUGGAUGAUCCGUGUAACACUGACAAUGCCUGGAGAGAGGCUGAGGUCUGGAACAUACACUACCAUGUUCCAGAUAACCUUGACCUAAAGAUUAAAGAUAAAGAGAAAAAAUGGAAAGAAGUGUCAUCUUAUCUUAGACUACCAGGAAACCAAAAUUUAAUCGUACAAGAAGCAGCCCGUAACCAUGGCGCCUAUUAUUAAAGUUUGCUCACUUACACACACCUACAUAUUUAUCUGUCCAGUUAAAGCCUUAGUCAUCAAGUUCAUGGUUGUAGAUUCUUAGUGCAAUGUUCAUAAAAGAAAUAAAAUUUUUGUUGCUGUCAUAUGUAUAUUUUUCCCAUAUUAUUUUAUUAUAUUUUUUUCUUUAUAUUUGUUAUUUUACAAUUACAUUUAUUUUUAUUUUAAAUGCUGUAUACACACUUUUGGUGUUGGCAGAUUACUUUAUGGUGCAUUUUUACUUUCUUUUUUUAUUUCAAAAUUCUAUGCUGUGCCAUUUUACACAGAUGACUUUUAGGUUUGUAUAGUUACCUCUGUAUAUAUUUUUAUACUUUCAUGUGUACAUUAUUUUAUCAUUUACUGUUUAUUAUUUUAUCAGUUACUUGUAAACUUUAAGGUGCCAUUCAUUUUAUUGAUAUUAUAGUUUGGUAGGAUUACUAACUUCAUGUCCUCUGGCAGAUGUAAGUUUAGUUUGUUGUGUUUUAGGCCAGUAUGUCACUGCAACUCUGAGAGAUAUGAGACAGUAUUGGAUAUAAUCAAAGAAAUAUUGAUUUAAGGAUACAGUCAGGCUAGAAUUUACUUUGUAGUAGGAGUUGGUAAAAUAGGUUGUAGAAUGUAAAUCAGAAAGACUUCAUUUCAUCGUAAGUUUAUAAUUCAGGGUAUAAAAUAACAUAAAAACAGUCUGUAAAUUAACGAUAGAUAUGGCAUUGCUGCCACCAAACAACAUACUGUGAAAUCACUAAUUUUCGUGGGGGGGGGGGGGGUAAUUUUUGUUGUUUUCGAGGGAUGAAAUUUAAUAUACACAACUACUAAACAGUUCUUCAUCCACGAAAUCGAAUCUCUAGGAACCAAUAUUUUUUUUCUAAAACCAUGAAAAUUUGAUGCCACAAAAAUAUAUGAUUUUACAGUACAUAAGGGUAAGAAAAAGAAAAUCAUUUGAGUUCAUAAUGAUUUGUGAUAUCAGCAGUAUUGAACAAGCAUUUAUCAGUAGCUCAUGGGGGUAGAAAUGCUAACCGAUAAAGAGAAUGAAAUGCAAAUCUGCUGUAGUUCUUGGUUGUAGAGUCUGAUAUUUUUUUUGUAAUUUAAUGGUGAAGCAAACUUAACCUUUUAAUUUUUUUUAUUCCUGUAGUAUGAAGCUAGUCUAAGAAUUUUUAAAUGAGCAAUACAGGUUGUAGUUAAGUAGCUAGAUAGUGUACAAACCAGAAAAAUUUACAUCGAUUGUAAUUUGUCAUUCAUUGCUCAAUUUAUAUUUUUAAGACUACAAUAUUUUUUGUGUAAUCUUGCCAGUUUAAUCAUAAUUUUAAAAAAAACAUCGCAUGAUAGAGUUUGUAUGAAUAUUAAUGUGUCUCUUAAAAUUCAUUUUGUUUUAACAGUAUUUCUGAUUUUUUCAAUUACGAUAUUAGAUCACAGUUAAUUUUUGUGAGACAGAUGAAAAUGUAGAGAAUAGUCAAUACUUGGCUUGUUGUCAAAUUAUUUUUUAUUAAACCUUUUGAGCUUCUCUGAGCCCAAGGCUUUAGUGAGCUUAUGCUUUUGCAAUUUGUUCUGGUUGUGUAAACGUUUUAAUUCGCUUGAGUCACACAGGUCAGAUGAAUUCUUGCUAUCUGCUCAAGUCCAUAGGUUACUGUGUAAACUUAUGUAACUGAACAACCAUGUGGAAACAUCUUUAGAUGGUGAAAUUUGGACAAACCUUGGCCCAACAAAGAAUUACACUGAAAUGAAAAAUUUCGUUUAAAAAUAUCUUCUCAAAAACUACUUGGCUAGAAAUUAAACUGCCAAACUUUUAUGAUAUUCUAAAAAUAUAUUUGAAAACGUCUUCUCAAGAAUUAUAGGCAAAACAUUGUAAAGCAUGAUCAAGUACAUGUAAUGCUGAUUUGAGGUUCUUUACUGUAUCUUGUCUUAAAUUUAAUAUGUGACCUUUUCCUGAUUUACCUUAUGCGAACAAUGUAAAAUACUGGAUGUUUUGUAGUUUUAGCUUACCUGAGUCAAAGACUAAAGUAAGCUUUCUGUCAUCAUCGUUUUUGUCCUUAUUGUUUUAAAACUUAAUACAAUUUCAUCUACUUCUCCAGAGCCACUGGGCCAAUUUCAAUCGAACUUGGCACAGAGUACUUAUGUUUCCAUGUUGUAAGUUUCCACCAUAGCUACAAUUUAAAGAAAUCCGUUGACUUUGUUCCAAAGAUAAAUUUAAAACAAGCAAACACAUACAUCAAGAGUUGUAGAGUUUGAAUAUGCAUCAUACAGAUUUACAGUGUUUUUGUUUUUACAAGAUAAUAUCCAAUUUACAUGUAUUUGAUAUCCAGUGCUCAUUUGAUUUUUUGUAGAUUGCAAGAGACUAAAACUUGAGGAUUAGAACUAGCAAAGCAACCAUUGUAUUAGAACUUAAGAAAUCCAUCAAAAUGGAUUAAGUAGUUUAGAUUAUGUAUUUAAUUAAUUCAAUACUCUCCUGUUUAUGGUAUGGUUUGUUGAAGCAGUAUAUUAAUAGAUGCAUGUUGUUAGAUAUACAGUACUGUAUAUGAUUGAAGGUAAAUGAGGGACUUAGGUUAAAUAAAUAUACUAAUGUCGCUUUC